Messenger RNA from Miniopterus natalensis, 2603 nucleotides. NCBI's taxonomy places the organism in Eukaryota, Metazoa, Chordata, Mammalia, Chiroptera, Miniopteridae. The record is from RefSeq and is a predicted model, not a curated record.
ACAGAGCACAAGAGUAGCUGCUUGGGAUUAGUUGCUGCUCAUGCAUCAACCACACACAUGUAAAUUUUCACUCAUGAAAAUCUGCACCAGGCCAGAGCACAAGAUCUGUUUUCCUCGUUCUGUCCCCACCCACCUCCCUCCACCUCCCAGUCUCCUCCAGUGGUAGUAGGUCCCUGGGCCAGGACACUGCUAGAAAACAGCUCCUCCCCCCACUGUUGCUUACUGAUCUGGAGUCACCUUGAGCUCUAGAAGGGAUUGGCGAUAGGCCCAGGGACCAGGGCAGGGCCACCAAAGGCUCCCCCCAGGUGGAGCCCUUGGACCCCCUCCUUAGAGUCCUCUGACCCUGGUCCCUGCCCUGCAGAAAAUGGGUGAGUUGCCCUUAGAUAUCAACAUCCAGGAACCUCGCUGGGAUCAAAGCACUUUCCUGGGCAGAGCCCGGCACUUCUUCACUGUUACUGAUCCCCGAAAUCUGCUGCUGUCUGGGGCACAGCUGGAAGCUUCCCGGAUCAUCGUGCAGAACUACAGGGCCGGCGUGGUGACUCCAGGCCUCACCGAAGACCAGCUGUGGAGGGCCAAGUAUGUGUACGACUCUGCCUUCCAUCCAGACACAGGGGAGAAGGUGGUCCUGAUUGGCCGCAUGUCAGCCCAAGUGCCCAUGAAUAUGACCAUCACCGGCUGCAUGCUCACCUUCUACAGGAAGACCCCAACUGUGGUGUUCUGGCAGUGGGUGAAUCAGUCCUUCAAUGCCAUCGUUAACUACUCCAACCGCAGUGGCGAUGCUCCCAUCAGUGUGGGGCAGCUGGGAACAGCUUACUUGAGUGCCACCACUGGGGCUGUGGUCACGGCCCUGGGCCUCAAAUCCCUCACCAAGCACCUGCCCCCACUGGUUGGCAGAUUUGUACCCUUUGCAGCUGUGGCAGCUGCAAAUUGCAUCAACAUCCCUCUGAUGAGGCAGAGGGAGCUGCAGGUGGGCAUCCCCGUGACUGAUGAGGCAGGUCAGAGGCUUGGUCAGUCGGUGACUGCAGCCAAGCAGGGAAUCUUCCAGGUGGUGAUAUCGAGAAUCGGCAUGGCAGUUCCUGCCAUGGCCAUUCCCCCUGUGAUCAUGGACACUUUGGAGAAGAAAGACUUCCUGAAGCGCCGUCCCUGGCUGGGGGCACCCCUGCAGGUGGGACUGGUAGGCUUCUGCCUGGUAUUUGCCACCCCCCUGUGCUGUGCCCUGUUCCCCCAGAGAAGCUCCAUACAUGUGAGCAGGCUGGAGCCAGAGCUGAAAGCUCAGAUCCAUCAGCAAAACCCCAGCAUCGAAGUGGUCUACUACAACAAGGGGCUCUGAGGGAGAGUCAGCCCUGGCCCCUCCCUCACCUCCUUGGGCUGCUGCAUUAGUGGAGCCUUGCCAUCCUGCCACUUUCUCUUCUGCCUGGUAUUGGACACGGGGCUUGGUGGGGAGUAGCCUUUGAAACCAGCAAUCCACUAGGCUGGGGAAGUACCCCAAUAAGCCUUUUUCUCUCCUCUCUGAUUCCAAAGAGCAGGGUCACAUAAUCCCUUUCUCCUGCACUAGUGUGUCUUCAUAUAUGCAUAUGUGAUAUGUGUGUGUGUACACACUGUCCUGGAAGCUAGGAGCAGACGUGCUGUCCUGGGAUGUCCUGAUAUCUGGCUUCUCUUCUUGGCCUCCUGCCACCUGCCAGCCAGCCAGGCUAUGGGACUUAGACAGUCCCAGUGGCCAAGUCAUUUCUGACAGUACCUCACUCCUUCUAGACAUAUGAGAAGCCCCAGGAUCUCAGGACAGACUGAGGGACACUAGCAAACCAAACUGGGCUGAAUCCUUUAGAUUUCUGCUUCCUGGCUCCCAAAGCUGAUUCAGGAACUGGGCUGGCAGAGGAAGAUAUGUCAGCUAAGGGAGGCAGGGGGCUUAAACUAUCUCCCACAUCCUGGAAUAGAUCAUUUCCUCUCCUCUUCUCUACCAGAACAAAGGAAUGUUAGUAUCCUGUAUUGCUCUUGCCAUCUUCCCAUUCCCCCUGCAAUGUGGGCAUCUUCUUGGUCCACUCUGACAUUAUAACCUCAAAUUUAAACCUACAACCCCAGUCCUCUCCUUCAACCAAAAAGCCACAAAGGCAGAGAAUCAUUCCUCUUUCAGAGCUCCCGUUGUACCUUCUUACAGAGGGACACAGCUGUGGGAACAGUACUUAAACUCCACAGGUAUAUGAAUGGGUGUAACUAGUACACCCUCUAGGGCAACUAAGGCCACAACUGUACAGUCUUAAGACAGGGAAUUUUGUGUUCCUUCGACCCUUGUUAGACAUUCAGCAGAACCCCCACCUUAGCUCCUUUUCUUUUUUAAGGCUUGGCCCUGCUCCCACCCCUACCCCCAAGGGGAGGAGGGGCCCUGGCAUCAAUGGCUGGUCCAAAGGGGAAGUGGGUUUGGGGAUGGAGUGUGUGCUAGUAAACUAAGAGGACAGAGUUGGACCUUGGCUCCCAUGACCUCUGGCUGAAGGGGUGGGGUGAAGGCCCCAGCAAGAUCCCCUAAGAGCGCACCUGCUCCCCCAACCAGCUGCCACCAAUAAUAAAAGCUAUGAUACCAUUGUUAUUCAAUAAACAGAAUUUGUCUA